Messenger RNA from Clonostachys solani, 1485 nucleotides. Lineage: Eukaryota; Fungi; Ascomycota; Sordariomycetes; Hypocreales; Bionectriaceae. The record is from the annotation of a GenBank genome assembly.
AUGAGUCCUCGAAAUCGCCCUCCCGCGCCCAAGCCAAAGCCGGGCGCGCGGCAGGCGGUUGACUCGACCGAGACGACGCAUGACUUUACAUUUGUCAACACGACGGGGGCGCCCAACCUAUCACAGCCGGCGGCUAAGCUCAUGAGGGGCCAUGUUACCAAAACAAACUUCGCAAAGAGGCGGCAGCGCCUGGCCAGCGGCGGCGGUGAUGUCGCGAACGAGUCCACGGCGGGAUCGGGAUCGGAUAGGGGCAGCAACAGCAAGCAGAGCACCGCGAGCCCCGAAGCUGAUCAAACGGAGCCGGAGGACGACCUCGCGCAGAUGAACCCCACUGGCUCCGAUACGAGCUCACCUCCGUCUGCAGGCCUGCCCGGCUAUGAACAGAUCCUUUCAAAUUAUCUCUCCCUAGCAUAUUUGGAGAAGAAGGAAGCGGCACAGAGCCCGGUCCAGACCGCGUGGCUCCAUUAUCUUGAUGCCGAGCCAGCGCUCCUGGCCAUUAUUGAUGCCGCGAUGGCGAUCGCAUACGGCGAGUCUCUGUCGGAACCUAGGACAGACCACACCGCUGAGGCAUACUCACAAUAUGCCACGAACCUGCUCAUCCAGCGAAUCCAAGCAGGGGUGGCGAAAGCAGACAACAUCUCGCCUAUUGUCUUAACCAUGACAGUUUCGGCGCGUCUCAUGGGCAAUGACUCACUCUGGAACAUGCACAUCAACGGCUUGGUGGCCAUAAUCAAAGAGAGGCGCCAACAAAACAAACUAGAGCUCCUUCCGUGGCUGUGCGACGUAUUAAUCUUAGACUCAGUCAACUACAUUUUAGGCUACCCAAGAGUGUAUCACUGCAAGUUGAUUGAUGCGCUAGAGAACACCAGCCAAAGCUUGUCGGAAGUUGCCCGAAUAUCCGAUGACUUAAUCAAGAUGCGAGAACUAAUCGACUUGCACCUAUUAAACCACAAACACACGGACCAGAACCGCAUUGUCAGCCAGAUCGAUGCUUUGUCAAUCCAAUUAUUUAAUCAAGCAGAGAUCCUCCUGACCGACGGGAAACCGAACGUCCGGGUGUUUGCGAUAUGCGUCGAGCUCCUGCUCAAGCUCCUGUGGCCGCCACUAGAGCUUCAGUCUCAAGAGAAGAUCACAAGCCUCGUCAGCGAUUUAAAAACAAAUAUGAACCAGAUCCCGUUCAAGCCGUGCGGGAUCUAUAAUGACUUCACGUCAUGCCCGAUUAUGCUCGGCGCUGUUUCGGGGGUGAAGGACACGCCCGCCAGGCAAUGGUGUGUGAACACGCUGAAGACCGCACUGGCCGGGAUACGACUACGAGGAUGGGGGGAACCGCUCACAAUUCUGGAGAAGUGGCUUGCGAAGGAAACAAUGCCCAUGGAGGAUAUCAGAGGUUUAUGGAAGGAGGUAGCCGAUGGCGAGAUGCCGAUAGAGGAUGAACUUGCCGGCAUGUGUGUGUCGCCAUUUAGCAGGUUGUCGCCGCCAACCUAA